Haemonchus placei is the source of this 402-nucleotide messenger RNA. The record is from the annotation of a GenBank genome assembly. NCBI's taxonomy places the organism in Eukaryota, Metazoa, Nematoda, Chromadorea, Rhabditida, Trichostrongylidae.
AUGUCAUUUGAGGAGGUUAACGAACAAAAAGAGCUGACCGAAUCGGAACUUCGCCAGCAAGUCAUGGCACGAAUAGGAGCAGAGAAGCAGCUGCAGGCUGCCGAAAAAGCUUUGGAACACUUGGAAAUGGCGCUCAAGAUGACUGGUGCACAGAUGACGGAGUUGCAGGAGCACAUCAUGCCUGACGUUCACAAACUGCGAGAAUACUUCGAACAGUGUGCUCAUGAAGCUCAAAUGGAAGCAAACCGUACAGGGAUCAUGCGGCAGGCCAUCUACGCGAGGAAGUCGAUUCGAAGGUCAAAGAGAAAUAUUCGCUCAUCAUUCCGACGACAGUUGUCCGUCAGAGAAAAAGAAGAACAACAAGGCAAGGAUCUCAACGACAACGCUCUAAUAAAGAUCUAA